Messenger RNA from Musa acuminata AAA Group (dessert banana), 1494 nucleotides. RefSeq names its product ethylene-responsive transcription factor ABR1. Gene Ontology annotation, molecular function: DNA binding; DNA-binding transcription factor activity. Gene Ontology annotation, biological process: regulation of DNA-templated transcription; ethylene-activated signaling pathway. The coding region runs from base 23 to 1342 and encodes 439 amino acids. The record is from RefSeq and is a predicted model, not a curated record. Lineage: Eukaryota; Viridiplantae; Streptophyta; Magnoliopsida; Zingiberales; Musaceae. The transcript has 2 exons.
CCUCCACCCGCAGCUCGGCGUCAUGAGAACACGGCCAAGAAAUUUCGGCGGGCACGUGUGCCAAUCCGAUAGUUGUUUAAUGGGCCGCGUGAGUUCGAAUCCACUUUGUGUGUCUCUUUAUAUAAGCUGCUGUCUUCAUCUCCCUGAAGGAGGCGGAGGAGUUCGAGGAGUGAUUUCAUGCAUGUGUCUAAAAGUGGCGAACCCACACCAGUCGUCGGACGGCAGCUUCGCUGCGGCGGGGAGCGAUGAGAUGGAAGAGGAAGAGGCGGCGGCGGCGGGGAUGAUGUAUUCUUCGGUGACGGCCCAGGCGGCGUUGCUUUCGGGUCAUCGCCGCUCUCGGGAGACAUCCACCAUGGUCUCGGCCCUGACACGCGUCAUGGCCGGCGAGCAGAGACCGAGGCCAGUUCCGAUGGCUGUGGACUCCAUGUCGGCCGUCUCUUCUUCCUCGCCGUUCUCUUACAUCUUUUCUCCUCCUCCGUCGUAUUCCUCGCCAUCGACCGGUGGUCAAAGUGGCGGCGCAAGUAGUCAGACGAGAACGAGACCGGAGCUGCCGUCUCACCUGGCACUGAGGUACUACCGAUGUCUUGGCGAGUUCGGGAGCUACUACGGCGGAGCAUCACCCGAUGUUGCAGUGGAGCAGUAUCCACAAGCAUUUCUGCCGAUGCUGCAAUCCCCUGCUCCUGCAGCAGCAGCCGUGGAGGAGGCCUCCCCUGCUUCCUCGAACCAAGAGGAAAGGGAAAGGGAGGCGCCGAAAAGGAAGUAUCGCGGCGUCCGCCAGCGGCCGUGGGGCAAAUGGGCGGCCGAGAUCCGCGACCCCUACAAGGCUGCUCGGGUAUGGCUGGGGACCUUCGAGACGGCCGAGGAGGCGGCGCGGGCGUACGACGAGGCCGCCCUCCGCUUCCGUGGCAGCAGAGCCAAGCUCAACUUCCCCGAGAACGUCCGCCUUCAGCCGUCCCACUCCGUCGCUCUGGCGGCGCAGAUGCCGCCGUCCAACUCCCCCGCUACCUCUUCCGGCGCCGUAAGCGACUACUUGGCGUACUCGAGGCUCCUGCAGGGCGCCGCGGAGUACCAGAGGCUCCCUCCGGCGAGCCUGUUGGACCCGUUCGUGCACUCUGGCGUGAACGACAGCAGUUCUCUGCCUGCCUCGUCCUUUCACGCCAACUCCGUUCAAUCUUCGACUGUUAUCUCUCCUUCUUCCUCCUCCUCCUCCUCUUAUCCUCCAUCCUACGCUUCGAGCACACCAACGGAGCGGCAGAUGAUCUGGGGCGGGGCGUCGGGGUUUCCUGAGACAUCAUGGACUCAUUCAAGCCAGUUUCCUCCGUCAUCUUCUGGGGACAGCUGAAGCCGAGCGUCGGUUCCGUUCCAAUGCUCUUCCUGAAGGGUCUGCGUGUGCGCGUGUUGUACUAUGUAAUUUUCCUUUCUUUUGAUGCCUCAUAAUUAUUCUUUCUCAGGGGAACAAAAGGACAAAAAAACAAUUAAGUUGAUUUUACUCGA